UCUGUGGAGGUAAAAUGCAUUGCUAUCGUCAAUGAUUGUGUUUCAGUCCUUGAGGCUUGUGCUGUUGAUGAAGUUGAUUGUGCUGCUUCCUUCGUCUUAAGUGAGUUUUGUGCCGCCCCUUUAAGUUGGUUCAUGCGCAUUACAGAUGCAGGUGUGAAUGCUGCCUAUCAGGAAAAAAUUUCCAACAUUCGACGCGAUGAAACGUUCGAUGAAGAUGCCAAAAGUGUUCUGAUAAACAUGGAGCUUGGUGGUUUUGGAGAUGGAGGCUGUUUGAAGAGAUUCAUAACGGAGUUCGAUAAAAGACUUGAUCGUAUCUCAACAGCACCCGGUUUACACACGUUCGAGAAAUUCGUCAGCGGCGAAAACCUGGGCGAGCUGGUUCGGCAGAUUUUAAAGUUACUCACAGAAAGGGGCCAACUCUUUGGCGGAGUGUGGCCAGCGUCCCUACGAGACCUCAGGAGCUUUCCAGCAAGCUUCCUCUGUGAAAUCGAUCGUGAUCCACCGCAUCUCUUCUAUAGCACGGAGUUUCUAUUGCGAGAGGAUUUGAAAAUUUACAAUUUAACGCCCGAGGACAUUCACAUUGUCCGAUACGUUUGUAGCGCUGUCACGUACCGCUCUGCUUGCCUCUCAGCUGCUGCCGCAGUGACAAUUUUGAAGCGUCUGAAUCAACUGCGCGUGACGCUGGCUGUGGACGGAUACAUGUUCCGGAAGCACCCCACAUUCUACAAACAAAUGCUCACAAUGAUGGCAGAUCUGAUGCCCAAGCACAUGACUUUCCGCAUUAAAUUGCCAGAGGAAGGCUAUUCAGUUGGAAGUGGUGCAAUUGUCGCUCUUUACAAAGACCUCGUCAAUUGA
Molecule: messenger RNA, 855 nt
Organism: Hydatigera taeniaeformis
Lineage: Eukaryota; Metazoa; Platyhelminthes; Cestoda; Cyclophyllidea; Taeniidae
Source: the annotation of a GenBank genome assembly